Messenger RNA from Stegastes partitus (bicolor damselfish), 807 nucleotides. RefSeq names its product thiosulfate sulfurtransferase/rhodanese-like domain-containing protein 1. The record is from RefSeq and is a predicted model, not a curated record. The annotation marks the transcript as partial. NCBI's taxonomy places the organism in Eukaryota, Metazoa, Chordata, Actinopteri, Pomacentridae. The transcript has 3 exons.
GCCUCGGUGGUGACCUACUCGCAGCUGAAGAACAUGCUGUCAAACGGGAGCAUUCAGCUUUUUGACGUGAGAUCUCCUGAAGAAUACCAGGCGGGACACAUUUCACAGGCUGUCAACAUCCCACUGGGCAGCCUGGAGGAGUCCCUGCGUCUUUCCCCCGAGCGCUUUCAGCAGAAGUUUGAAGUGAAGGCGCCUGUGAAGGACGACGACGACAUCGUGUUUCAAUGCGCAAAGGGCAACAGGAGCUUAAAAGCGCUGGACAUCGCCCACCGGCUGGGAUUUAGCAGGGCAAGACAUUACAAAGGAGGCUACAGCGAGUGGGCCGAGAAAGAAGGAAAAUGAAUCCAGGCUGAAAUCUGCGCUGCGGUUUCUUUGUCUUUAUGAACACACGGCUGAUGCGACGCUACACAAUAUACAUAAAAGAUGUUACACUUGAGCAACCUCACUGGUACGGUGUCAUGUCAUAUCGACUGUUCUAAGUUGUUCCAUCCAUCCGUCAACUAGCUGCACCUGUUUUAUCCUGUAGAAGGUCAUUCACAUUCACACCUACGGUCAAUUCUGAAUCUCCAGUUAACCUGCAAUGCAUGUCAUUGGACUGUGGGAGGAGGCUGAAGUACAAGAUCUGUAAGUUCUGACUUUAAUUAACAUUUCCUGUUACUUUCUAAGUUACACACUGGGUUCAUAUCAACUGUUGCUUCUGGGUAAAUGCCACAAGUUUAAAAAUGAUUCUGCAUAAAGACAUAGAUUGUAGUACACACUGGUUAAUGUGAAAGCAAUUUAUUUUAAAUAAAAUCAAUUAAGAAAACA